UCGCGUUCCGGUUCCGGUCGGUUGCCCGGGAGACGCGUGUACACAGAGAGAAACGGCUCCCGUCGGUGGCCGAGUCAUCGCCGCGGUCGCCCCCUCGGCGUUCUCGCAGGCCGGGAGCGGACGGGCCGCGUCGGCGCCGAGCUGGUCGCGGGCCGAGAGCUGCCGGCGCCAUGAGUCAGAGGCAGGUGUUGCAAGGUAAGGCCCGGGGCGCGCGGCGCCCCGACGGGCUGGCUGCGGGAGCCGCGGGGGCACCGGGGCGGCCUGCUCCACCGUGUUUCUCCUCCGCAGUGUUCGAGCAGUACCAGAAAGCCCGGACCCAGUUCGUGCAGAUGGUGGCAGAGCUGGCGACCAGACCCCAGAACAUCGAGACGCUGCAGAACGCGGGUGUAAUGUCUUUGCUGAGGCCUCUUCUUCUGGAUGUGGUCCCAACAAUUCAACAGACUGCUGCGUUGGCUCUUGGGAGACUGGCUAAUUAUAAUGAUGACCUAGCAGAAGCAGUGGUGAAGGGUGACAUCCUUCCACAGCUUGUUUAUUCACUGGCAGAACAGAAUCGUUUUUACAAGAAAGCAGCUGCCUUUGUGUUACGAGCAGUUGGUAAACAUUCUCCUCAACUAGCUCAGGCAAUAGUUGACUGUGGAGCACUGGAUACACUGGUGAUAUGCUUGGAAGAUUUUGACCCUGGAGUCAAGGAGGCUGCAGCUUGGGCACUUGGAUAUAUUGGAAGACAUAAUGCAGAACUGUCACAAGCUGUGGUGGAUGCGGGAGCUGUUCCUCUUUUAGUACUCUGUAUCCAGGAGCCAGAAAUUGCUUUGAAAAGGAUUGCUGCUUCGGCCCUCAGUGAUAUUUCAAAGCAUUCUCCGGAGUUAGCACAGACGGUAGUGGAUGCAGGAGCUAUUGCUCACUUAGCCCAGAUGAUCCUGAACCCUGAUUCUAAAUUAAAGCGUCAGGUCCUUUCAGCUCUUAGUCAGAUUGCAAAACAUUCUGUGGAUCUGGCAGAAAUGGUGGUGGAAGCAGAGAUUUUUCCAGUUGUACUUACCUGCCUGAAGGACAAAGACGAAUAUGUGAAGAAAAAUGCUUCUACUUUAAUUAGAGAGAUUGCAAAACAUACGCCUGAGCUUUCGCAGUUGAUCGUUAAUGCCGGAGGAGUGGCUGCCGUGAUUGAUUGUAUCGGGUCCUGCAAAGGAAACAUAAGACUGCCUGGCAUCAUGAUGCUUGGUUAUGUAGCGGCUCAUUCUGAGAACCUGGCAAUGGCAGUGAUCAUUUCCAAGGGUGUGCCCCAGUUGUCAGUCUGCUUGUCAGAAGAACCAGAAGAUCAUAUAAAGGCUGCUGCUGCUUGGGCCUUAGGACAGAUCGGGAGACACACUCCAGAGCACGCCCGGGCUGUUGCAGUCACAAACACCUUGCCGGUUCUGCUUUCAUUGUACAUGUCAACAGAAAGUUCCGAGGAUCUUCAAGUAAAAAGUAAAAAAGCCAUAAAGAAUAUCCUACAAAAAUGCACCUAUUUACCAGCCCUUGAGCCAUUUCUGUAUGAUGCACCUCCCAAUAUUCUGAAGCAUGUGGUUGGACAGUUCAGUAAGGUACUGCCACAUGACAGCAAAGCUCGACGACUUUUUGUAACAAGUGGUGGACUUAAAAAGGUUCAAGAGAUAAAAGCAGAGCCUGGCUCUCUCCUUCAAGAAUACAUCAACAGUAUUAACAACUGUUACCCAGAGGAAAUAGUAAGCAAAUUCUUUCUAGAGGUAGAGUUCAUAUACUUUUGUGAGGUUCAUGAGUGCUGCUUGACCAAAAGAGUUCCAAUGAGCUGCAGUGUUCACCCUGCAGGCCUCUUUCAGAAACAUUUGGAGAGCUGCGGAAAAACCACAAGUCGGAAAGUGUUGCCUUCCUCAGAGAGGAAAAAUGCCUUUUGUUACUCCUGCCAUUAUAGGAAUGGACUAUGUGUUCGAUUUAGUCCUCAAGUGACUUUCUACAAAGUGAAUGCUAUUUUCCCACUGAAAACUGGAGUCUUCCUCGUCGUUUAUUGGUGUCAGGGCUCACCAGCCCUCGGAGCGGCUCGGAGGGGCCUUGCACAACCGUGGAGCAAUGUCUGGUGCCGCCACCUCUGGGCCUGGGUGCCAGAGGCACUGUACCCACAGGAUGGAGCAGGAUCCUUGGGGGCGCGCAGCUUCAUCGGGAACACGCCGUGCGACGACAAAUUCCUCUUCCUUCAGUUAACAGUUCUGGAGCAGAGGCUGGUGGAGAGGCCCCGAGCCCACGUAGACCGAGAUGAAGAUGAGGAAGACCAGCAGUAA
Messenger RNA from Odobenus rosmarus divergens (Pacific walrus), 2288 nucleotides. RefSeq names its product sperm associated antigen 6 (gene SPAG6). Gene Ontology annotation, biological process: sperm axoneme assembly; filopodium assembly; neuron projection extension. Bases 171 to 2288 code for a protein of 705 amino acids. Lineage: Eukaryota; Metazoa; Chordata; Mammalia; Carnivora; Odobenidae. The record is from RefSeq and is a predicted model, not a curated record. The transcript is spliced from 13 exons. Gene Ontology annotation, cellular component: acrosomal vesicle; axoneme; sperm principal piece. Gene Ontology annotation, molecular function: microtubule binding.